This is a messenger RNA of Vanrija pseudolonga, 3238 nucleotides long. RefSeq lists its product as uncharacterized. NCBI's taxonomy places the organism in Eukaryota, Fungi, Basidiomycota, Tremellomycetes, Trichosporonales, Trichosporonaceae. The transcript is spliced from 3 exons. The record is from RefSeq and is a predicted model, not a curated record. The coding region runs from base 1035 to 3158 and encodes 707 amino acids.
AUCCUCUCAUCUCGACAUCUCUCUUGCUGUCUGUCUUGUCAUUGUCACUGUUGCCUAGCUAGCCUUUGCAUUGACGACACGACACACCUCCUCUCGACGACGGCACCGGCCAAAACACGCCCAACUUGCUCGUUUCGUCGACACGCACGCUACAUCUCACCAGCCCCCCGCCCCGUGGUACGCACGCGCCGGUGCACGCGUGACGGAAUCUGAACCUGGGCACCGUGUUUGAGGUGCCAGGGGAAAGAAAGAGAGACUGGCUACAGCGACAGCAGCGACGGCGACAAGCAUAAGCAAGACUGCAGCAGUAGUAGCAGCUGCUGUAACAAGCACAAGCUAGUUGCACCGACGACGACGACGACCGCGGGCCGCGAUUUGUCCCUGUUUAGACACUUGCAACCCCCCAAACUACAAACCAUCACACAUCUUGCUUGUAUUCUCCAUCACUCGCACUCGCACUCCCCCUUUGUGUGCGGCUGCACAGACCACCAACCACGCCAGCAUCGCGCGACUCGACCUGCUGCGCAGUGCUAUAUUGUCCCCCCCAUCGACCCCUUAGACGCCAUUCGAAAGUAAAGGCAAAGCGACCCCGCCGCUCCCGGUGACCCUGCCGCCCGUCCGCGCCUCCCCUUGUCCGACAACAGCAUCCCUCGUCGCCCCGCUGGGAUCCGUGAUCCUCGUCUACGCGUCGUCGCUUUGCACUCUCUCCUCCAGUCGCGAAUCACACACAGAAGCACCCUUGUACACAGCAACAAUAACAACUACACACACUCACGCUCAUUCCACCCAAACCCUCCGCUCUUGCUCCUCCCCGUCCCCGCCCCUCAACGCCCCCAUUCCUCGCCAAGAAACCGCCUCCUCCCUGCAACACCGCAUUCCGAUCCAAGCCGGAGGACAUUGUUGAUCAUCUGUCCCGCCGGCUCUAGCAUCAGCUUCGACUUGCUCUAGACUGUUGCUUGAGCCCCAGAAACAUACGUCGACAAGGCGUUGUUGCAACCCCAUCACACUCCCCCCUCCCCCUCCCCCCAUCCACCAUGGACGCUAUCAAUAGGGCCAUUCAGGCCAAUGGUGACUGCGCAGAGUGCCCAGAAAAGGUAACCUGCGACUGUUCUGCCGGCGAGCAGUGUAUCAUUACACCAAGAUCCUGCUGGACAUGCGGAACAUUCACUUGUGUGGACAAGCAAGACGACUUGGCCACCUUGAAUGCCAACUUGAAAGCGAUCCAAGCGCUGUCAGACCCUAUCGAGAACACAUUAUACCUCGACUGGUUGCAGCGCUCCGCCUCUUCCGACCUCGUUGGACGUGCAAUCAACAUGAGUGACCCUAACGCCGGGUGUGUUCCUUGCCCCGACGGUCCACCACCCUGCAACUGCUCGGCCCACGAGACAUGCCAGCUCGAUGCCCGUAAAUGCUCAAACUGUGGCGUUGCAAACUGCAUCAAGAACAACAUCAGUGGUAACGGAGGCGUGAACCCUGGCGUGAUUGCUGGCCCCAUCAUUGCCGUUGUUCUCAUCCUCGCGAGCUUGGGUCUCUUCUGGUUCCUGAAGCGCAAAAAGCAACGCGACCUUGCUCGCCUCGAGGACCUCGCCGAGCGUGCCCGCAAGGGCGAAUCAUCAGCGUUCCACCUGUCGACGCCGGCGUCGCCCACGUCGGCAGGACACCGGUCACGCCAUGCUUCGCAGUUGAUGCCCCACUCGCCUACCAGCUCGAGCGGCCAGCGCACCUCCUCACAACUCGCCGCUCUUUCCGCAGACGCCGAGUACCGUGACGAAAAGGGCGCCACCAUUCGUGUCUACAAGGGCAAGCGCGGCAUCAUCAACGCCGAUCCCAACCACCCCGACAACGGCGGCAACUCUGACCCCUUCACCGACGGCCACAGUGUGUCCACCGGCGGAGCCAGCAGUGGCCACUCCGCCAACGUUAUCCCCAUCCACUUUGUCCCUGGUUCCCGGUCAGAAGAUUCACUGGCAAAGGUACUGGCACAGCACGGCGGACCUGCCUCGGCCGACGAAAAGGCCGCUGCUGCUCGCAACCUCGACCUUGCUCGUCAAAACCUUAUGCGCAUCCAGGCGGCUGGACGCAUGCCACCACCUCGUCCUGCUCGUGCACCUGACCUUGACCUUCGCCUGAACCCUCCUCGUGGUGGUACCCAGGAGGAGGUGGGAAGCUCGCGCGAUUCGAUCCGUUCGGCCUUCUCCGCAGCGCCUUCAUUCCUGUCAGCCAACACUGCCGAUCUCCAUCUCGAUGUGCCCCAGAUUGUCACGUCCAAACAGAUUCACUUUGGCCGUCUCCAGGCAGCCGAGGUUGUUCAGCUUGGACGUGUUGCCGAGUCAUCGCCUCCAGAUCCUUUCAAGGAGGAGGGCGCCGACACCCCACCUACACAGGACGCUGUCGGUCGCUCCCUCAUCGGUUCCAACAAUGCCACUGGUACACCCGUCAACGCCAGCACAACCUCCCUCGGCGACGGCAGCUUUGCCGUUAGCCAGCCCAGCCCCACCGACCUGCGAUUCUCCAUGGGAUCCCUCGCCUAUGACCGUUCCUCAAUGUCGACUGUUGGGACGGCCUACCUUCAGCGUGCCCACAUUGUCAACCUGGAGCACCCGCCUCCCAUGCCCGUCGUUCUGCCUGGUGCAGACCGGCCCCGGUUCGAGUCGGUCUCGUCGUACCAGUCGACUGGUGGCGAUUCGAUUCUUGGAGCAUUCCCCAUGACCAUCCACCAACCCGGUGACGGCAGCCGGCCUACACCUGGCGGCGUCCCCACCAACUCCUCUACUACCACCCUGGACCUUGGAGGCGCUGGUCGCCCUCCUGUAGCGUUCAAGACGCCUGGCCCGGCCGGACCGGGAGGUGCUCGUCCUCUGACCGCCAACUCGACCCACUCGCUCGCCGACUCGUUCCUCGGAUCCUUCCCCUUCGUUGCGCCGGACGGAAGCGGUGCCGAGGGCAUCCCUCCCACGUCUAAGAACCCUAGCCGUCUUACACUUGGCAUGAGCUCUGCGAGCGAGGGUCUGGGCGACUUUGAUUUUAGCUUUGAGGAGCACGGCGGACCACACCCACACGGCGUCCCCCCUCCGCCUAUCCCUAUCGAGGAGGACGAUGACGGAUCUACGGAAACGGAUCCGACCACGCCCCGGGCGCCAACGGGCCCGAGGGGGUGAGGACAGUAGAGCGGCAGCAGCAGGUUAUCCAUAGUAGUUUAAUGUAUUGGGACGUAUGUGUAAUGCCACAUUUAUUCAUG